UGUCAAAUUUACAAAUUGACAAUCAGUCGGUCCCACGUGUUUUUACUCACAGAAAUCUGAUUUUUGCGCUAUAAAUCGCUAAAUAAUUUAACUAAAUCAUGUCUAACGAUCUUGAAGAACAAAUGGAUGCGAGUUCUAGUGAAAGCGAAGAUGAUCAAAUGGAUGAAGGCGAGGAAGACAAUGACGGACCGAAAACUUACUUGCCUGGACAACCACUAAAAGAAGACGAGCAAUUGGUAUGCGACCAAUCGGCCUAUGUGAUGCUGCAUCAAGCUCAGACCGGGGCUCCAUGCCUCAGUUUUGACAUAGUAACUGAUAAUUUAGGAAGUGACAGAGACCAGUUUCCUAUGACCGCUUAUAUGGUCGCUGGAACACAGGCUUCCAGUGCUCACUUGAACAGCUUACUAGUUAUCAAAAUGACAAAUUUACAUCCCACAUCUAAAGCAGAAGAAGAUGAAGAGUCUGACAGUGAUGAGGACGAAGAUGAAGAAGAGGAUGAGGAGAAAAAGCCACAAAUGACAUUUGCCUUCAUCAAACACCAGGGAUGUGUCAACAGAAUAAGGGCAACAAAUUUCAAAAAUUCAACUUUAGCAGCUAGCUGGUCUGAACUUGGGCGUGUGGACAUUUGGAAUAUAACACAGCAGUUGCAAGCAGUUGAUGAACCAACACUCUUGGAGCGUUACAAUCUAGAUACAGUCACAAACCCUGUGAAACCACUGUUUUCAUUUAGUGGUCAUCAACAAGAAGGUUUUGGUAUAGAUUGGUGCCCUACAGAACCUGGUGUGUUAGCUACUGGUGAUUGCCGAAGAGACAUACACAUAUGGAAACCAAAUCAAGCUGGUUCUUGGGAUGUGGAUCAGCGCCCACUUGUUGGCCACACAGGCUCCAUAGAAGAUAUACAAUGGUCACCUAAUGAACGAAAUGUCUUAUCAUCAUGUUCCGUCGAUAAAACUAUAAGGAUAUGGGACACAAGAGCAGCUCCUCACAAGGCUUGCAUGCUGACUUGUAUGAAUGCUCAUCAAAGCGAUGUUAAUGUUAUAUCUUGGAAUUCUAAAGAACCAUUCAUUGCAAGUGGUGGUGAUGAUGGUUUCCUACACAUUUGGGAUUUAAGACAGUUCAAAGACAGUACUCCUGUGGGAACAUUCAAACACCAUACAGCCCCUGUCACAUCAGUGGAAUGGCACUGGACAGAGCCUAGUGUUCUUGCUUCUUCCGGUGAAGAUAACCAAGUGGCAUUAUGGGACUUGGCAGUUGAGAGAGAUGAUGAUGAAGUUAUUGAUGAAGAACUAAAGAACCUCCCACCACAACUGCUUUUCAUCCAUCAAGGACAAACUGACAUAAAAGAAUUGCAUUGGCAUAAGCAAAUUCCAGGGGUAAUAGUAACAACUGCACAUACAGGAUUCAAUAUAUUUAAAUCUAUCAGUGUAUAGU
This is a messenger RNA of Ostrinia nubilalis (European corn borer), 1431 nucleotides long. Its product is annotated as glutamate-rich WD repeat-containing protein 1. Gene Ontology annotation, cellular component: nucleolus. The record is from RefSeq and is a predicted model, not a curated record. Lineage: Eukaryota; Metazoa; Arthropoda; Insecta; Lepidoptera; Crambidae. The coding region runs from base 99 to 1430 and encodes 443 amino acids. Gene Ontology annotation, biological process: ribosome biogenesis. Gene Ontology annotation, molecular function: protein binding. The transcript is spliced from 7 exons.